AUGGGGAAACGUAUCCACUGUAGUGUAAUGUGUGUUGGCUGCACUCUUUUGGGAAUAGCCUCGGUAGCCACCAUAGUUAGCUUGUGGACCAUACAGCUACUAGAUCCUGAAGAUACGCCUGAAAAAUCAUGGGACAAAUAUCGUUUGCCAGACACUCUGCUACCGGACAGCUACAACGUCACUCUGUGGCCUCGGCUCCAACCAAACAAAGACGGUUUGUACGUCUUUACUGGGAAUUCUUCCAUGGUCUUCAAAUGUGUGAGAGAGACCAACGUGAUCCUCAUUCACUCCAACAAACUGAGCUUGACCAAAACGAAUGGUCAUCUAGCGAGGCUGUGUUCACUUGGCUGCAAUCCAGUGCCAACUAUAUGGAAAACAUGGUUACAAGAGACAACGCAGUAUCUAGUGAUUCAGCUGAAUGGCUAUUUACAAGUUGGAGAAUCCUAUCAGCUGCAAACUGAGUUUGAGGGAGAGCUUGCUGAUGAUCUAGCAGGUUUCUACAGGAGUGAAUAUGAUGAGAACGGUGAAAAAAAGAUUGUUGCCACCAGUCAAAUGCAUCCAACCCAUGCCAGGAAAACCUUCCCCUGUUUCGAUGAACCUGCGAUGAAAGCCGUAUUCCACAUCACUCUCCUUCAUCCACCAGGCACAGUGGCCCUGUCCAAUGGGAAAGAAACUGUUUCACAUUCAGAGACAAAAGAAAUUACUGUUGAUAGCACUGCUGUAAUUCAGACCAAGUUUGAGCCCACAAAGCCAAUGUCAACCUACCUGCUUGCUCUGGUGGUCAGUGACUACAGCAGUGUCUCAUCACAAGGGGAAACUUUGAUAAGAAUAUGGGCACGAAAGAAAGCGAUCAGUGAUGGACAUGGUGAUUAUGCCCUGAACCUGACUGGACCAAUUCUUACAUUUUUUGAGAACUAUUACAAUGUACCCUACCCACUUUCUAAGUCAGACCAGAUUGCUUUGCCUGAUUUUUACUUUGGUGCAAUGGAGAACUGGGGACUGGUUACCUACAGAGAAACUAAUCUUCUAUAUGAUCCCGUGAUCUCCUCAAAUGAGAACAAAGAGAGAACAGCCACGAUUGUCGCUCAUGAACUGGCUCACAUGUGGUUUGGUAACCUGGUGACUCUGAGAUGGUGGAAUGAAGUUUGGCUCAAUGAAGGAUUUGCAUCUUACGUUGAGUACCUGGGGGCUGAUUAUGCUGAGCCGGAAUGGAAUAUUAAAGACCUGAUAGUGCUGAAUGAUGUACACAGAGUGUUUGCAGUGGAUGCCCUGGCCUCCUCCCAUCCCCUGUCCUCUAAAGAGGAAGAAAUCAUGAGACCUGAGCAAAUCAGUGAACUGUUUGACGCCAUCUCCUACAGCAAGGGGGCAGCAGUGUUGAGAAUGCUCUCUGAUUUUCUCACUGAGACGGUCUUUGUCCAGGGACUAAGUACAUAUCUCAAUACAUUUGCAUACAAAAACACGGUGGGUACAGACCUGUGGUUUUACCUCCAGCGGGCAGUUCAAGCUAAUGGUAUAGUUCUGCCCCGAGGCGUGCAUGAAAUCAUGGACCGCUGGGUUCUGCAGAUGGGUUUCCCAGUCAUCACCAUUAACACAAGUACUGGGGAGCUCUCUCAGCAACACUUCCUCCUGGACCCGGAGUCCGUAGUGGAAAGACCAUCUGAAUUCAAAUAUGAGUGGAUUGUUCCUGUCAACUGGAUGAAGUCAGGAGUUGUGCAGCCACGCACAUGGCUUCUGAAGAAAAAUGCCACAAACAGAGAUAUGAAAACAUCUGUGGGACAGUGGUUGCUCGCGAACCUCAAUGUGACAGGAUAUUAUAGAGUUAACUAUGACCUUGACAACUGGAAUCGCCUUCUAGACCAAUUGAGUAAAGAUCACCAUGUCAUUCCUGUGAUCAACAGAGCCCAAAUUGUGGAUGAUGCUUUUAACCUUGCCAGGGCAAAAAUGAUUCCUGUCAGUUUAGCUCUGAAUACCAUAAAGUAUCUUUCUCAUGAAAGAGAGUACAUGCCUUGGGAAACAGCUCUUGACAAUCUGGAUUAUUUCUACCUCAUGUUUGAUCAAACUGCCACCUAUGACAUCAUGCAGAAGUAUCUCAAGAAACAAAUAACACCACUGUUUUCGUACUUCAGAAACUUAACGUCUGAUUGGAUGACCAUACCUGCAGGACACAUGGACCAAUAUAACCAGGUAAAUGCUAUCAGAGUGGCCUGUAGUACUGGGGUGGAGAGUUGCCAGAACCUCACCACAAACUGGUACCAGCAAUGGAUGGAUAACCCUGACCAUAACCCGAUUCACCCUAACCUAAGGUCCACGGUGUACUGCAGUGCUAUAGCUGCAGGGAAAGCUGAGGAGUGGGAAUUUGGCUGGCAAAUGUUCAAGAAAGCCAGCAUUGCUUCUGAGGCAGAUAAACUUAUGUCCUCCCUCGCUUGUACAAGAGACGAACUGCUUCUAAAUAGGUACCUCAGUUACACCUUGGAUUCAACAAAAGUACGGAAACAGGAUGCCACCUCGGUCAUUGUGUAUGUUGCCAGUAACGUAGUGGGCCAGAGCCUUGCCUGGGACUUUGUCAGGAAAAAUUGGAGAUAUAUGUUCACAGAAUAUGGAGUUGGAUCCUUCUCUUUUGCUAAAAUCAUUGGCGGAGUGACCCAGUCAUUCUCAACCCAACAUGAACUUGAGCAGCUCCUCCAGUUCAAGAAGGAAAACUCUGGGGUUGGAUUUGGCUCUGCUACUGCAGCACUGGAGCAAGCGAUCGAGAAGACACAGGCGAAUAUCAAAUGGGUGGCGGAGAAUGAGAGAGAGGUUGCAGACUGGUUUACCAAUGAGACUGCAUGACAAAGCUAUAGAGGAUGAAUUACUGCUAACAGUGACUGAUAUUAACGUCAUCUUCUCUGGUUAUGAAAUGCACAUGUAACCAAACUUGAAUAAUGGAUAUGUCCCUCUU
Molecule: messenger RNA, 2938 nt
Organism: Chanos chanos (milkfish)
Lineage: Eukaryota; Metazoa; Chordata; Actinopteri; Gonorynchiformes; Chanidae
Product: aminopeptidase N
Exons: 20
Coding region: 1-2829 (942 amino acids)
Biological process (GO): proteolysis; peptide catabolic process
Cellular component (GO): cytoplasm; plasma membrane
Molecular function (GO): metalloaminopeptidase activity; zinc ion binding; peptide binding
Source: RefSeq, a predicted model, not a curated record